AUGUGGCCGCUGUUGGUUCCAGUUUUGCUGCUCUUCAACGAGACAUCCUGGCUAAAUCCCAUCCUGGCCAGCAUCUACAAGGACCAGCCCCACGAGACGGUGCUCCUGCUCAGGCACAGCCUGCAGAGCAAUGCCUCUGGCUUGGAGAGGUUUUCCUAGCCGGUUUUGAACUUCAACGAACAAAUGAACUUGUAUGUGAGGGGCAGUUUCAACAACGAAGUGGUGGUCCUGGUCGGGCAGACCGGAAAUUCGGAUUUGGACUCUGAUUUGUGGCGGGCUCUCGACAGGAGUCUCCUGAAUAUGCGGAAGGUUCGAGUGUUACUCUGGAGGAAAUGGGAAAAGAGCCCAUCAAUUGACAUUGCCAACACGGCAGAGCGUCUGCGUUUCCUUCACGUCGCUGUAAUUACUCAGGGAAAUCGCUUAUAUCGACUUCAGCCAUAUGCCCCUCAAAGAUGGUUGGAAGUAAACCCAAAAAUAUCUCCCGUCUUCACCAAAGUUCGGAACUACUACGGCAAAUUCAUAAUAACUCUGCCUGAUCAGUUUCCGCCACGUUCCAUUGUCUAUCGCAAUCGGAAAACUGGGGAUUUAGAACUCACCGGUUACGUUUACAAAUUCCUUCUGGAAUUCACCAGGAUCUACAACUUUACUUUUCGCUGGCAAAGACCCUUAAAGCAAGGCGAGCGCUUGAACUUGAUACUGCUUCGGAAUAUGACCCUCAAUGGAACCAUCAACAUGCCCAUAAGUCUCUGCGGCUUCGAGAUGUCCAGUGAGUUUGGGACCUUCUCGGACAUAUACGAUCUGGAGAACUGGUUUAUAAUGGUUCCGCGUGCCCAGGAAAUACCCACCGCCGACGUGUAUGUGGUAAUGGUAAGCGGUAACUUCCUCAUCGUGCUGCUGAUCUUCUACUGCAUUUUCACCAUCCUGGACACCUGCUUUGGACCCCUGCUACUGCAGAAACGGGUGGAUUGGUCCAAUCUGAUACUGAACGAACGCAUGAUAUCGGGUAUAAUGGGACAGUCCUUCAACAUGUGUGCCAGACACACAAUCAGCUCGAGGGUAACCAAUGCCACGUUGUUUUUGCUUGGCUUGGUCCUGAGUACCCUGUAUGCAGCCCACCUAAAGACGCUGCUUACCAAGAGACCCACGUCCCCGCAGAUUUCGAACUUUCUGGAACUUAGGGACUCCAAAGUCACCGUCUUUUUCGAGGAGGCCGAACGUUUCUACCUAAACGACUUUGUGUGGCAGCGACCAAUACAAGUCCUAAGAGACAGGUUGACUUUCAAAGAGACCGGCGAAUAUAAUGCUCUAAGGAGUGGCCUGAAUAGAACGCAUGCCUUCUCCGUCCUAACCUCCGAAUGGAUGAUUGUGGCCAAGAGACAGGAGCUCUUCAAGCAACCCGUUUUCACCGCACAGCCUGAACUGAGUAUUGUCAGGACCAGUGUUCUCCUAACGCUGGUCAUGCAAUCGAACUCCAUUUACGAGCCCCACAUCAAUGACCUGAUCCACCGGGCCCAUAGUGCCGGAAUCGUGGAGUAUUGGAAGCAACAAACACUGCGAGAGAUGAUAACUCUGGGGAUGAUCUCGCAAAAGGAUCCCUUUCCGUAUGUGGCUUUCAGGGAGUUCAAGGUGGGCGAUCUGCUCUGGAUUUGGAUUUUAUUGGCCUGUUUUCUAUCGCUGGCUUUUCUCAUAUUUCUUUGCGAAGUUUUUUUUAAUUGCUUUGUCGGGAAAACCAAAUUAAGAGCUCUUAACCCCGCCUCUAUCCAAUGGUUUACUCGUUGA
Drosophila biarmipes is the source of this 1779-nucleotide messenger RNA. RefSeq lists its product as uncharacterized. NCBI's taxonomy places the organism in Eukaryota, Metazoa, Arthropoda, Insecta, Diptera, Drosophilidae. The record is from RefSeq and is a predicted model, not a curated record. The transcript has a single exon.